This is a messenger RNA of Syngnathoides biaculeatus (alligator pipefish), 1133 nucleotides long. RefSeq names its product zinc finger protein 41 homolog. Bases 186 to 1133 code for a protein of 315 amino acids. The record is from RefSeq and is a predicted model, not a curated record. Gene Ontology annotation, biological process: regulation of transcription by RNA polymerase II. The transcript has 3 exons. NCBI's taxonomy places the organism in Eukaryota, Metazoa, Chordata, Actinopteri, Syngnathiformes, Syngnathidae. Gene Ontology annotation, molecular function: DNA-binding transcription factor activity; RNA polymerase II cis-regulatory region sequence-specific DNA binding.
UGACCCCUGCAGAAUCUCUUUUGGACUUCCGCUAAACAGCCGCAAGGUGGCGUUUGGAUUGCUUCUCCCGACUUCCUGAGAAGAGCGUCGAAGAAUCGAGAAGAAGAAAAGAAACCCGGGAAAGACCGCCCUGUGCUGUGUGUUCAAUUUGUGUUCUUGCAUCCGCGUUGAUCUACAACAUCACCAUGUUGAAGGAGUUGGUCAGGGAGCGACUGAUUGCUGCCGCCGAUGAAAUCUUCCUGCUCUUUGAAAGAACGAUCGCGUCGUACGAGGAGCAACUUCGUCGAGGGAGAGAGGAGACCGAGCGACACCGACGACAACUGGAAGCCGUUUGCAAGACCCAAGUUGUGAUACACGUCGAAGAUGUCCAGCAGCUGAUUGGUCAUGAGGAAAAACUCCCCCCUCAACCACAAUUGGGGUGCUCCAGUUUAAAGCAAGAAGACUGGGAGGACCCCCAGGAUAAAGAGGAAAAGGAGGAUCCACACCCUUCUCGUGUUAAAGAGGAAGAGGAGAGUCAUCAUUGCAGCCUAAGUGAAGAACGCUGUGGAGGACUGCCGCCAGACAACCUUGUCACUCCGCUGUCCAACAAUGAUGACAUAGAAGAACCGUCGAGGAGCGAUGCAUACUGCGAAGGUGACGACAAGGACCUGAAAUGCUUUAGAAAGCCACCAACAAUCAGCAAUCAGAAAAGGUGUUUUAGUCAGGUUACCUGCUCAAUUUGCGGUAAAAGGUUUGGUAAAACAAAUUUAAUUCGACACAUGAAAACACACACAGGAGAAAAGCCCUUUUGUUGCUUGACCUGCGGUAAAACAUUCACUUCAAAGCCCAGCAUGAAAACCCACAUGAGAACACACACGGGAGAGAAACCCUUUAAUUGUUCACUAUGUGGGAAAGGAUUCUCCCGAAACGACUAUGUGGCAAUACACAUGAGAAUACACACAGGGGAAAAACCUUUUAGUUGCUCAGUCUGUGGCAAAAGAUUCAUUGCAAAGCGAAUUUUGGUCACACACAUGAAAAAACAUACAGGAGUAUUACCCUUUCGUUGCUCAGUUUGUGGUAAAGGAUUUUUACUCAACACACACAGGAGAAAAACCCUUUUGUUGCUCAACUUGUGGGAAAAGAUUUGUUUCUAA